This is a messenger RNA of Cannabis sativa, 723 nucleotides long. RefSeq names its product zinc finger BED domain-containing protein RICESLEEPER 1-like. NCBI's taxonomy places the organism in Eukaryota, Viridiplantae, Streptophyta, Magnoliopsida, Rosales, Cannabaceae. The transcript is spliced from 2 exons. The record is from RefSeq and is a predicted model, not a curated record. Bases 1 to 723 code for a protein of 240 amino acids.
AUGUCUAGUCAAAUGAAUUCUAAUUUUGGGGGUGUUGAAUUUGUUACAUCAGAAGAAGUAGAGUCUAGUGAUAGAAUAGAUGAAACUCAGAGUGGAGAGACAACAAAUAAGAAAAGGAGAAGAUCUCCUGCAUGGGAUUACUUUACUUUGCAAACGAUUGACAAUGUAUUGAAAGCAGUGUUCAAUCACUGCGGGAGUCGGAUUAUAAGCUUUAAAUAUGUACUAUGCCCACAUGACGCUCCAGCACUUACAGAGGCAGUAAGUUCUUCAAUGUCUGAAUGGAUCAUUGAAGAUAAGGUUAGUACGGUGACACUUGAUAAUGCAUCCACUAAUGAUGCAAUGAUUCCACUUUUGAAGCAAAAAUUUGAUCCUAGUUGCUUUAUUUUGAAUGGAGAGCUACUUCACAUGCGUUGUUGUGCGCAUAUAUUGAAUUUAAUUAUUAGAGAUGGUUUGUCUGUUAUCGGUGAUAGCAUUGAUAAGAUUCGAGACAGUAUCGCUUAUUGGUCGGGCACACCAAAAUGGUAUGAGAAAUUUGAGGAGAAUGCUUGUCACCUUGGAGUGACAAGUACUGAAAAGUUGUCUCUUGAUUGUGUUACAAGAUGGAAUUCAACAUACUUAAUGAUAAAGACAGCUUUAUUGUACAAAACAGUAUUUGAGCGAGCAAAGCUUCGUGAUCGAAAGUAUAAAUGUUUGCCAUCAGAAGAUGAUUGGAUUAGAGCUUAA